Molecule: messenger RNA, 447 nt
Organism: Fraxinus pennsylvanica
Lineage: Eukaryota; Viridiplantae; Streptophyta; Magnoliopsida; Lamiales; Oleaceae
Source: the annotation of a GenBank genome assembly
AUGAGCCCAAAAGAGAGCAAAAUCAGCAGAUUCAUUAAAGCCCCCAUUAGGGUUUUGUCCAAAGCCAGGGAUUUAUAUGUUAAAAGCAUGUUGAGUUGCGCUGGAGAAUUCACUCAUGCCAGCGCCAUGGGGUGUCCAGCCCCGCAAAUCACGAGUUUACCUAGAAGUUUCAGUGUUAACUCAUCAGUGUCAAGCUCCGAUGAAGACUUCCGGGAACUUGUCAGGGCUUCUUCUACCCGGAGUCUCCCCGGAAAAAUCCAGGCAGAGAUUCUCCGGUCUAAACAAUCAUCUGGAGCGCUAAAGGUUGUGCCUCGUUCACAUAGUAUUGCUAUUGGGAGGAUUGAUGAAGAGAAACCCUGUGAAUUUGUGGAAGACUUGGCGAUAAACCCGAAAUUGUAUCCAAGAAGUAGAAGCUAUGCACCUUCCAGCAGAAGUAAAAUGUUCUGA